Coprinopsis cinerea okayama7#130 is the source of this 1593-nucleotide messenger RNA. RefSeq lists its product as hypothetical. NCBI's taxonomy places the organism in Eukaryota, Fungi, Basidiomycota, Agaricomycetes, Agaricales, Psathyrellaceae. The record is from RefSeq and is a predicted model, not a curated record. The transcript has 10 exons. The coding region runs from base 1 to 1593 and encodes 530 amino acids.
AUGGUGGAUUUGAAGCAUACCCAGGAGCAGCUGGAGCUUGCACCACAGAGGGUCACGGUGGAAACGAGGUAUGGACCUGUAACAGGAGGGAGAGCUGCGAACGGGGCAGCUGUCUUCCUUGAAAUACCUUAUGCGGUCCCUCCGAAAAGAUUUGAGGAUCCCCAGCCGUUACCAGACACCUUCAGGUAUCCCGAUCAGAAAGAGUACAUUGUCGAAUCCGCAUACGCUGCACAGCCAAGGAACGAUGGACAGGCGGCUGCGAUGGAUUUCAAGGCGAAAGUCGGUUUAGGGGCGCCGACUGAGAAUCCAUUAUUCUUAAAUAUCUACGUCCCACCCUCGUACCCAUCCAAAAGGAACUUUCCGGUCAAAGUCUACAUCCACGGUGGUUUCCUUCAAUUCGGCUCGCCGCACGGAUUAUCAGCACAAGCUCAGUAUGCAGCGGCCGAGAGGGAAGAGAUCUGGGUAAACAUUGGAUACCGCCUUUCAGCUUUUGGAUUUAUUGCUUCGGCGAAGAACGGUCUGACCGGGAACUAUGGCUUCAAAGACCAGUGGCUUGCACUCAAGUGGAUCAAGGCGAACAUAUCUGCCUUUGGAGGAAAUCAGGAUGACAUUCAGUUGACUGGACUUUCAGCUGGCGCACAUUCUGUCCACCAGAUCUUACACCACCUCUCGGUUUUACCUCCUGGAGAGAACGCACCAUUCUCGUCCGCGGUUCUGCAAUCCAACGCCAUGCCGACCGAUCCAAAGACUUCUGCCCAACUGGAUCCUCAAUUCGACGCCCUUUGCAAAGCACUGGGGCUAGAUCCCGAUUCACCAGACAUUCUGGAAACUCUCAAAGACGAUACCAAGGUCCCUGCUUCAAGGAUCACAGAAGUGAUUGAGGAGGAGAAGCUCGGAAGGUACGGCGCGUUCCGCGGUUGCCUCUCCGACGACUGGAUCAUCACCUCCCCUGGUCCAAUGGAACGUCAGCAUAACGGAUCCUUCGCCACCAGCCUGCGCGAACGCGGUGUGAAAUACAUCGUAGUAGGCGAGGUGUCAGAAGAAUGGUACCUCUAUUCCAUCGCCCACCCCAUCUCCUCGCCUGCGGACAUCACAUUCCAGCUCGAGCGAUACUUUACUCCCGAGUUUGUGAGCGAGCUUGUUGGCCAUUACCCUCCUCUACCUUCCGAAACUAGUGAAGCUGAGCUGCUAAGGAGGUUUGGAGAUGUCUUUAGUCUCGCUCAGGUUUAUCUCCCUGUUCGCGUUUUGGCUCGGGAUCUUGUAGCUAGGGGGUUCCCGGUACUGCGCUAUCGCAUUUCCUGGGGUCCAGAGCACGGAUGCUUGCCACAUAAAGGCCUUGUAACCCACGGAACGGACAGAGCUUUGUGGACGCUCUGCUUCCCUGCACUGACAGACACGGAAGCCAGUGUUGCAAGAUCCUGGGUCGGCCGCGUUGAGAAAGAAGUGGAGAAUGCACUUAACGGUCACUCGAGAGCUGCGGAUGAGGUGCUGCUUUUGGACGAGGAACAAAACAUAGGUUGGGCGAAAGAUCCCCUCUGGGAAGAGCUAUCAGGAUUGGCGAACAAAAUACUCCCUUCUACGGCAUCACUAUGA